CACGCCCCUUACAGACCUCUUAGGAAUGGGGUGAGGUGUACAGUAGACAGUCUAAGGUUAAAGUUUUGGGAAUUUGGGGAAGAAACCACAGAGUCUGGUAGUGCAUUCCAGGCAUUGACCACUCUGUUGCUGAAGUCAUAUUUUCUGCGAUCGAGUUUGGAGCGGUUCAGUUUAAACUUGCAUCUCUUGUGUGCUCGUGUAUUGUUAUGGUUGAAGCUGAAGUAGCCAAUGACAGGUAGGAGGACACUGUAGCAGAUGAUUUUGUGAGUUAUGUUUAGGUCAGACCGAAUGCAGAGUAGUACCAAAUUUUCUAAACCCAGAAUCCUUUCUUUUUUUGCAACGAGCAAUCAAAAAAAGGACGUCAUGACUGAGGCCCCGGUGCCGCCGCUCCACGCCCUCCCAGGACCGGCAGACGUCCAGCCCUUUCGAACUCCCUUGCCCGCCGUUGAAGUCAUUGGUUGCAAGAACGCCUCUUCUCCGCCCCUGCUGUUGCUCGCUCGCGGUUGGGCGCUGCCUUAGUUAGCAAGCCGCUCAGUUGGUAGGAAGAAGUGGGAGAAGAAGAAGAAGAAAGGGGAUCGGAUGGGGCUUCGCUCACCUCAGUUCAUGUCUUCAAGCUGGUUUAAGAAGUGCUUCUUGAACGGCGAGACGAAGCGCGGAAAAGGCGCUGCUGAUCAGCGGCAGCAGCAACAGCAACGAGCAGAGGAGGGAGGCUCGCAGCAGCCGAAGCCGCCGCCAGCUCCUUUGCAAUACAGGCGGCCCAAAUUCCUGCGUGGAGCGGUCUGCGCGGAGAAGUUGCCUGGGAAGCGACCCAUCGGCUGCCCCUCCCGGGACAGGCCUCUCCAGUGGAACACGGGCUAUGCCGAAACUAUUAAUGCAGAAAAAUCAGAAUUUAAUGAAGACCAGGCAACAUGUUGCCAAAUUUCUAUCAGGAAGAGACCAUUUGGGCGGGGUGAAGAGGAGGAUCAGGAAUGGCUAAUUUUGUGUUCUACUGAGUAUCUGACAGGUUAUUACUGGGCACUGUUUGAUGGCCAUGGUGGUUCAGAAGCUUCAAUUAUGGCCUCCAAUUACCUGCACUGUUGCAUCAAGCAGAAACUAGAGGAUGUGAUAGAAGGCAUUACUGAAGAUAAUCCUCCGAUGCACCUCAGUGGGCAAUGCAUUUGCCAGAAUGAUCCACUGUUUGUGGAAGAAAAGAAAAUUCAGCAGGAAAAUGUGGUCAUUGGAGCUUUGGAGAGCGCCUUCCAGGAAUGUGAUAAAAUGAUAGGUCAAGAGAUGAAAGCAAGCAACCAAUCAGCAGGCUGCACUGCACUGGUUGCUCUUUAUCUUCAGGGAAGGCUCUAUGUGGCAAAUGCAGGUGAUAGCAGGGUGCUUCUUGUUCGAAAACGGAGCAUCGUUCCAUUGAGUAAUGAAUUUACCCCUGAGACAGACAGGAAGAGAAUCCAGCACCUGGCUUUCAUCUACCCAAAGCUCCUAGCAGAUGAGUUCACACGGUUUGAGUUUCCAAGGAGAUUGAAAGGAGAUGAUGUAGGCCAGAAGGUCCUCUACCGAGAUUACUCAAUGGAAGGCUGGGGAUAUAAGACAGUAAUGAAAGAGGAUCUCAAAUACCCUCUGAUUCAUGGACAUGGAAAACAGGCUCGUUUACUAGGCACCCUGGCUGUAUCUCGAGGCUUGGGAGAUCAUCAAUUAAAAGUAAUUGAAACAAAUAUUGAAAUUAAGCCUUUCCUCUCCUGCAUCCCUAAGGUGGAAGUAUUUGACUUAACAUCAGAAAACGUUAAUGAAGAUGAUGUCCUCAUCAUGGCAACAGAUGGCCUUUGGGAUGUUUUGUCCAAUGAAGAUGUAGCCCAAAUUGUCAGAAAUUUUCUCCAGAACAAUACAACAGAUCCUUACAGGUUUUCAGAAUUGGCCAAACUGCUUGUGCAGAAAGCAAGAGGGAAGGAGGAUGGCUAUUACUGGAUCAAGGAUAGUAAAGAGCCUGCUUCUUAUGAUGACAUUUCUGUAUUUGCAAUUCCAUUGUAUAACAAGAAUGAAUGCUAAACAAUCUGCUCCUAAAGGAGGCACAACUGCUCUUCAGAUGGUAAUGGAACUGUAUCAAAACAUACAGUUGCUGAAAAAUGCAAGUCCAGACUUUGAAAGCAGAAUAACAGAAUUGGAAGGGACCUUGGAGACCUUCUAGUCCAACCCCCAGCUCAAGCAGAAAAUCCAGACAAAUGGUGGGUUUCAGCAGGUUCUGACCAGUUCUGGAGAACCGGUAGUGGAAAUUUUGAGUAGUUCAGAGAACCAAUAGUAAAAAUUCUGACUGGCCCCAUCCCUAUCCUCUGCCUCCUGAGUCCCAGCUGAUUGGGAGGAAAUGGGGAUUUUGCAAUAACCUUCCCCUGGAGUGGGGUGGGAAUGGAGAUUUAACAGUAUCCUUCUCCUGCCAUGCACACCAAGCUAUGUCACACCCACCAAGCCACACCCGCAGAACUGGUAGUAAAAAUUUUUGAAACCUACCACUGGUCCAAUCUCUUCUUAAAAACCUCCAGUGUUGUAGCACUCACAACUUCUGAAGGCAAGUUGUUCCACUGAUUGUUCUGUCAGGAAAUUUCUCCUCCUAGGUUGCUUCUCUCCUUGAUAAGUUUCCAUCCAUUGGUUCUUGUCCUGCCUUCAGGUGCUAGGAGAAUAGGUUGACUCCCUCUUCUUUGUGGCAGCCCCUGAGAUAUUGGAACACUGCUAUCAUGUCACCCCUAGUCCUUCUUUUUAAUAAACUAGACAUACCCAAUUCCAGCAACCAUUCUUUUUAUGUGUUUUAGCCUCCAGUCCGAUAAUCAUAUUUGUUGCUUUUCUCUGCAUUCUUUCUAGAAUCUCAAGAUCUUAUUUAUAACUGGAUGCAAUAUUCCAAGUGUGGUCUUACCAAGGCAUUAUAAAGUGCUACUAGCACUCCAUGUGGUCUUGAUUCUAUCCUGUUGAUGCAGCCUAGGACUACGUUGGCUUUUCUGGUAGUUGCAGCACACUGCUGGCUUAUAUUUAAGUCACUCCAAGAUCCCUCUGGCAGUUACUACUAUUGAGCCAGGCACCAUCUAUUCUAUACAUGGGCAUUUGGUUUUUCUUGCCUAAGUGUAGAACCUUACUUUUCUCAACAAUUAAUUUCAUUAUGUUAGAUAGGAUAUAAAGUAUGUUGAGAUCCUUUUGUAUCUUGAGCCCAUCUUCUGGAGCGUUGGCUAUUCCUGCUAGCUUGUUGGCAUCUGCAAAUUUAAUGACUACCUCUUCUAUCCCCUCAUCUGAAUCAUUGAAGAGUACUGGACCUAAGAUAGAGCCGUGGGGUACCCCACUGUAUACUUCCCUCCAUGUAGCUGUAGUUCCAUUGAGGACUGCAUAUUGGGCGUGGCUGAUCAGCCAGUUAUGAA
Ahaetulla prasina is the source of this 3380-nucleotide messenger RNA. RefSeq names its product protein phosphatase, Mg2+/Mn2+ dependent 1M (gene PPM1M). Gene Ontology annotation, biological process: protein dephosphorylation. The transcript has 10 exons. Gene Ontology annotation, molecular function: protein serine/threonine phosphatase activity. The record is from RefSeq and is a predicted model, not a curated record. NCBI's taxonomy places the organism in Eukaryota, Metazoa, Chordata, Lepidosauria, Squamata, Colubridae. The coding region runs from base 580 to 2031 and encodes 483 amino acids.